Messenger RNA from Penicillium canescens, 1124 nucleotides. RefSeq lists its product as uncharacterized. Lineage: Eukaryota; Fungi; Ascomycota; Eurotiomycetes; Eurotiales; Aspergillaceae. Gene Ontology annotation, biological process: calcium ion transmembrane transport; intracellular calcium ion homeostasis. Gene Ontology annotation, molecular function: calcium:proton antiporter activity. Gene Ontology annotation, cellular component: fungal-type vacuole membrane. The transcript is spliced from 3 exons. The record is from RefSeq and is a predicted model, not a curated record. The coding region runs from base 108 to 1124 and encodes 338 amino acids.
GUGCUCUUCUCAUCCAUAGUUACGUCGCCUCCAGGUUGCGUAUCCAGGGUUUCAGUGGCUUGAACCCCGCCAAUUCAUUUCCUUUGAAGCUUGGCUUUUCCUAAAAAAUGUCCCACGUCCACUUCCGCUCCCAAUUCCGAAGCUAUAGCUUCGGAUCCGGCCGCAAAAUGUCAUCAGGAAGCGCCGGCAACGGCAACAUCAACGGCCCGAGCGAGCAAACCUCACUCCUGGGCUCUCAUCGGGCAUCAUCCUUCUCCGGUCUUGGGCCACACGAGCAGCAGGAGCAUGGACAUCAUCACCAUCACCCGAAGGAUAAUCGCGUGUGGGUGGCGUGGCCUAUGCAUGUCGUGCGUUUGACGUGGAAGACUCUUGUGCGGGAUUACGUCAAUCUGCUCCUUUUCAUGGUGCCGCUGGGCAUUGUUGCUGGUGCUCUAGGAUGGGAUUCGACGGCUGUUUUUACGUUGAAUUUCUUUGCUAUUAUUCCGCUUGCUUCGCUGCUUAGUUUUGCUACUGAGGAGUUGGCUGCUACUAUGGGUCAGGCGCUUGGUGGGUUGAUGAAUGCUACUUUUGGGAAUGCUGUUGAGUUGAUUGUCAGCAUUGUUGCUCUUAAGGAUAACCAGGUCCGCGUUGUCCAGGCUAGCAUGCUCGGUAGCAUUCUCUCGAAUAUCCUCCUCGUGCUUGGCUGCUGCUUCUUCAUCGGUGGCCUGCGCUUCCGCGAACAAACCUUCAACAGUACCGUUGCAUCGACCAUGUCCUCCCUCAUGGCUGUGGCAUCCGCCUCGCUCAUCAUCCCGGCAACCCUCUACGCAGCAAUCUCAAACGGCACAACCACCAAGCCCGGCGAGAACGCCACAAGCCCGGACGAUAAUGCGCAGAAGAACAUCCUCAUCCUCUCGCACGGCACGUCCAUCAUCCUCCUUAUCAUCUACGUCAUGUACCUCUACUUCCAGCUGCGCUCACACGCCGACCUUUUCGAAGAGACGACCCCCAGUGAUGCCGAGAACGGCGCCGCCGAUGAAGAAGAAGAGGAAGAAGAGCGCGUGUUGAACCCCCUGGGCUGCGACUGUUGCCCUGGUCGUCGUCACCAUCCUCGUUGCCAUCUGCGCCGAUUACCUCGUCGGUAG